AUGGUGGAUAACUCUGGAGGUCCUGGAGGAUCUAACUACCACAGGGUGGAUAAAUCUAGAGAUCCUGGAGGAUCUAACUACCACAGGGUGGAUAACUCUGGAGGUCCUGGAGGAUCUAACUACCACAUGGUGGAUAACUCUGGAGGUCCUGGAGGAUCUAACUACCACAUGGUGGAUAACUCUGGAGGUCCUGGAGGAUCUAACUACCACAGGGUGGAUAACUCUGGAGGUCCUGGAGGAUCUAACUACCACAGGUUGGAUAACUCUGGAGGUCCUGGAGGAUCUAACUAUCACAGGGUGGAUAACUCUGGAGGUCCUGGAGGAUCUAACUACCACAGGGUGGAUAACUCUGGAAGUCCUGGAGGAUCUAACUACCACAGGGUGGAGAACUCUGGAGGUCCUGGAGGAUCUAACUACCACAGGGUGGAUAACUCUGGAGGAUCUAACUACAACAGGGUGGAUAACUCUGGAGGUCCUGGGGGAUAUAACUACCACAGGGUGGAUAACUCUGGAGGUCCUGGAGGAUCUAACUACCACAGGGUGGAUAACUCUGGAGGUCCUGGAGGAUCUAACUACCACAGGGUGGAUAACUCUGGAGGAUCUGACUACCACAGGGUGGAUAACUCUGUAAGUCCUGGAGAAUCUAACUACCACAGGGUGGAUAACUCUGGAGGAUCUAACUACAACAGGGUGGAUAACUCUGGAGGAUCUAACUACCACAGGGUUAAUAACUCUGGAGGAUCUAACUACAACAGGGUGGAUAACUCUGGAGGAUCUAACUACCACAGGGUGGAUAACUCUGGAGGAUCUGACUACCACAGGGUGGAUAACUCUGGAGGUCCUGGAGGAUCUAACUACCACAGUGUGGAUAACUCUGGAGGUCCUGGAGGAUCUAACUACCACAGGGUGGAUAACUCUGGAGGAUCUAACUACAACAGGGUGGAUAACUCUGGAGGUCCUGGGGGAUAUAACUACCACAGGGUGGAUAACUCUGGAGGUCCUGGAGAAUCUAACUACCACAGGGUGGAUAACUCUGGAGGAUCUGACUACCACAGGGUGGAUAACUCUGGAGGUCCUGGAGGAUCUAACUACCACAGGGUGGAUAACUCUGGAGGUCCUGGAGGAUCUAACUACCACAGUGUGGAUAACUCUGGAGGUCCUGGAGGAUCUAACUACCACAGGGUGGAUAACUCUGGAGGAUCUAACUACAACAGGGUGGAUAACUCUGGAGGUCCUGGGGGAUAUAACUACCACAGGGUGGAUAACUCUGGAGGUCCUGGAGAAUCUAACUACCACAGGGUGGAUAACUCAGAGGAUCUAACUACCACAGGGGUGGAUAACUCUGGAGGAUCUAACUACCACAGGGUUAAUAACUCUGGAGGAUAUAAAUACCACAGGGUGGAUAACUCUGGAGGAUCUAACUACCACAGGGUGGAUAACUCUGGAGGAUCUAACUACCACAGUGUGGAUAACUCUGGAGGUCCUGGAGGAUCUAACUACCACAGGGUGGAUAACUCUGGAGGAUCUAACUACCACAGGGUGGAUAACUCUUGA
Molecule: messenger RNA, 1554 nt
Organism: Oncorhynchus gorbuscha (pink salmon)
Lineage: Eukaryota; Metazoa; Chordata; Actinopteri; Salmoniformes; Salmonidae
Product: loricrin-like
Exons: 3
Coding region: 1-1554 (517 amino acids)
Source: RefSeq, a predicted model, not a curated record